This is a messenger RNA of Phaeodactylum tricornutum CCAP 1055/1, 1761 nucleotides long. RefSeq lists its product with no specific name. Lineage: Eukaryota; Bacillariophyta; Bacillariophyceae; Surirellales; Neidiaceae. The record is from RefSeq and is a predicted model, not a curated record. Gene Ontology annotation, cellular component: cytoplasm. Bases 31 to 1761 code for a protein of 576 amino acids. The transcript has a single exon.
AAAGUCUGACACUCUGUGUGUGUGAGCACCAUGACAAUUCGUAUCCAACCCACCGUCCCCUCUCCCAAGAUCUACUACUACUCCUACUGCUACUGCUGGUGGUACAUGGGUCUCGUGACACUCGCCGUUUCUUGUAUUCUGCGUCCACCAGCACUGCUGGUCCACGGUUGGGCGACGACUCCCACGCGCGUGUUGGGGAUUGUGGGUCGGACGUCCGCACUCGUCGCGAGUAGUGCCGAGACUACCCGUCACCGUCACGGUGCUUCCUUGUCCAUGAGUCAAUCGCCGUCAUCGUCGUCGUUCGGAUCCAUCCUUGGGAACCUGGUGUCGUCGUCGUGGAACAGAAGCAACAGCGGUCCGUCGGCGGUGCCCGGGCUCGAUCAAGCCUUGAUCGAAUCACCACGUUCUUCCUGGAACGAAAUUCGAUCCCUCUUGGAAUCCCGAAUGACAACCAAUGCGGAACGGAACUUUCGGAACAAUCUGUCUACAGGAUACGGCGUCGCUUCCCCACUGCACAACGUUCGAUUGUACGACGAAGCCAACCAGGAAUCCGACGUGCGCGUUACCUUUUAUCGAGACAGUGCGUCCUGGUGUCCCUACUGUCAAAAGGUGUGGAUGACACUGGAAGAAAAACGCAUCCCGUAUCGAGUGGAACGUGUCAAUAUGCGCUGUUACGGGGAUAAGCCAGCCUCCUUCUUCCGGAUCCAGCCUGGAGGGCAAAUCCCCGUGGCCGUCAUUGACGGCAAGGUCUACGGACAAUCCAACGACAUUUUGUACGCUCUCGAGGAGGCCUUUCCGCAACACAAAUCUCUCGCUCCACCCCAGGGCAUGGCAAUGGAAGCACAACGACUGUUGCGAUUGGAACGCAGUCUCUUCUCGGUCUGGAUGUACUGGUUGACGGGUGGUAGACAGCGCGACGAGUUUCGGGCAACACUUGCCGAGGUCGAAACGGCCUUGGCACAGAAUACGGACGGACCGUUCUUUCUGGGUCGGGACGUGACCAUGGUGGAUUGCAUGUUUGCGCCCUUUUUGGAACGCAUGGCGGCGUCACUCUUGUACUUCAAAGGCUUUCAAUUCCGGGUUGCUCCCGGUGUCCCGACGGACUAUCCCGCCAUCAACGCCUGGUUCGACGCCAUGGAAACACGGGAAAGUUAUCAACUGACCAAGAGUGAUUACUACACACACUGUUGGGACUUACCGCCCCAACUGGGCGGUUGUGUCUACGAAAAAGGUGGCGAGCCCUUUGAACAAGCCAUCAACGGCGACCGUCGGUUGGACGGCACGCACAAGAGUUGGGAGUUGCCGCUGGCGCCGCACAACGGAGGGAUUGAACCGGACUGGGAAUGGGCCGGUGACGAGGCGGCGGCCCGACGGGAGGCGGUGGAACGCGUGUCCGCCAAUCACCAAGCCAUUGUCAAGUUUGCCGCCCGUGGAGCCGGCACCAAAGGACUCGUGCCCUUUUCGGCACCCCUCGCCGAUCCCAAGGCGACACCCAACGAAGCCGUCCUCCAGGCCGUGGACACAUGUUUACAGAUUGUUUGCCUGGCGUUGCUGGAAGGGACCGACAAGUACGAUACCGACAUGGUCAAGGUUGCGCAUAUUAUUCAGGAAAAAGGCGGCCAGGAGUUCACCAAUGGCGUUGUCGCCAGUCUCGCAUAUUUGCGAGAUCGUGUGGGUGUUCCACGGGACAUGCGCUUACCGGCAGCUCGGCAGUUGCGGGCACACCUGAAUUGGUCCGUGGGCAAGCUUUUGGAUACAUAA